This is a messenger RNA of Anolis sagrei ordinatus, 422 nucleotides long. The record is from RefSeq and is a predicted model, not a curated record. Lineage: Eukaryota; Metazoa; Chordata; Lepidosauria; Squamata; Anolidae.
GCGCGAGGGGCCUUUGUAUUUGUCCUCGGACGGCGGCGGGCGAGGGUCAUUCCGCUUUUGAAGGCCGAGGCGUCGUCUCGAUGGACUCCUCCGCCGGGCUCCCUCCGGCCAGGGCUUCCCACCGCCGGCGCCUCCUCCUGAGCGACCAGCCCGGCCUCCGGAGCUCCCCCGACCUCCCUAGGAAGGGCCCGCCCGCAGGAAGCUCAGUUGAAAGCUGCUUGCAAACGUUGGACGCAAAGAAUGUCAACCUCCAAAGGACCUCCUCUUCUGAGUCUACAGAUUCAGGAUGCUGUAUGGAUUCACCAGUUCUCCUUGGCAUGAAAGACUUGGACGAUGAAACGUAUGUAGAAAAUGUGCCUCCCCAUUUAUGCUUUUGUGUGGCAACCUGGAUUGACCAGGCUGAGGGAUUUCCUUCCCGUUAA